GUUUCUUUUUUCAUUUUUUUUUCUUUUCGUUUUCCGUUUUCAUUUUUUCUCUUUUCGUUUUCCGUUUUCAAAGUCCUUUCGUCGCCUUUUCCUUCUCAGAUUACAGAGGAAUUAGACAGGGUUGAAUUUGAGUUCGGAGAUGUUAGAGCAGUUACUGAUAUUCACUAGAGGGGGUUUGAUCCUCUGGACAUGUAAAGAGCUUGGAAAUGCUCUUAGAGGCUCCCCAAUUGACACAUUGAUUCGUUCGUGUCUUUUGGAGGAACGUUCAGGUGCUGCAUCAUACAAUUAUGAUGUUCCUGGAGCUGCAUACACUCUUAAAUGGACUUUCCACAACGAACUCGGGCUUGUUUUUGUUGCUGUCUAUCAGCGGAUUCUCCAUCUUUUGUAUGUGGAUGAGUUGCUUGCUAUGGUUAAACGUGAAUUCUCUGAGAUUUAUGAAUCCAAAAAGACUGUAUACAAUGAAUUCGAUGAUAUUUUCCAGCAGCUCCGGAAAGAGGCCGAGGCUCGUGCUGAGGAUAUCAAGAAAUCGAAGCCGGUGACAAAGCCUGUCAACAAUAAUCUUGGUAAGAAGCAAGGCCAGGUGCAAAAGGGUGGUACUAAUGGAGGCAACAAUAAAAAGGGUGGUAGUGACUCAGGAAACGAUGGUGGAGAUGGCGAUAAAGUGAAAGGGGAUGUUAAGGAGAAUGGGCAUUCUAACGGAAGUAUUGUAAAUGGAGUAGUGCAGGUUAACGGUAAAGAGAACAGGAAUUCCGCUGCUGGGGCUUUUGAUGUAAAUAAGCUACAGAAGCUCAGGGUUAAAGGUGGAAAGAAAGCAGAUACUGUUGUAAACAAAGGCUCCAAGGCAGAGCCUACAAAAAAGAUAAAGAAGAAUCGAGUUUGGGAUGAUUCACCUUCUGAGCCAAAAUUAGAUUUCACAAAUCCUGUGAGUGAGAAUGGGAAUGAGAAUGUGACAGUUGUGGCAGCAGAACAAGGUGACAGUAUGAUGGACAAAGAGGAGAUAUUAAGUAGUGAUAGUGAGACCGGGGAUGAUGAAGAACCAUGGAAAGACAACAAGGUUGAAGCAAAGAAGAAAGGCUGGUUCUCAUCCAUGUUCCAGAGUUGGUUGACCAGUUUUGUGCAUAUUUUACAGGCUGAGGAAAUAGCUGAAAAGCUGUGUGAAUCAGUUGCAGCAAGUCUGGAGGGUAAAAAACUUACCUCAUUUACAAGAAUAUCUUCAACAGUUCAGGCAGCAAUGGAGGAGGCUCUUGUCCGCAUUUUGACUCCCAAGCGCUCCAUUGAUAUUCUAAGGGAUGUUCAUGCUGCAAAGGAGCAAGGAAAACCAUAUGUUGUGGUUUUUGUUGGAGUUAAUGGAGUUGGAAAGUCUACCAAUCUUGCUAAGGUUGCUUAUUGGCUUUUGCAGCAUAAUAUCAAUGUCAUGAUGGCUGCUUGUGACACAUUCCGGUCAGGAGCAGUUGAACAGCUACGCACUCAUGCACGUAGGCUUCAGAUCCCAAUAUUUGAGAAGGGGUAUGAGAAGGAUCCUGCUAUUGUUGCUAAAGAAGCAAUUCAGGAGGCUAACCGAAAUGGUUCCGAUGUUGUUCUUGUCGAUACAGCUGGUCGGAUGCAGGAUAAUGAACCAUUGAUGCGAGCAUUGUCAAAGCUUAUAUAUGUCAAUAGUCCAGAUCUGAUCCUUUUUGUUGGAGAGGCACUUGUCGGCAAUGAUGCUGUUGAUCAACUGUCAAAGUUUAACCAGAAAUUGGGUGACCUCUCACCUUCACCAAAUCCGAGGUUAAUUGAUGGAAUUUUGCUGACCAAGUUUGACACUAUCGAUGACAAGGUGGGUGCAGCGUUAUCCAUGGUUUACAUAUCCGGAGCCCCGGUCAUGUUUGUGGGAUGUGGGCAGUCAUAUACAGACUUGAAGAAGCUGAAUGUUAAGUCCAUUGUCAAGACACUCCUCAAAUGAGAUUUCCAUGUCCAUCUAAGCCUUUGUUUGGCUUUUAAGAUGUUGUCCUUAGAAAAAAUGAACACUUUGUAAUGCUUGCUGGUGUUUGUUUGUAUAUACUCUCCCAUCUGUGAUCUCACUA
Nicotiana tabacum (common tobacco) is the source of this 2063-nucleotide messenger RNA. The record is from RefSeq and is a predicted model, not a curated record. Lineage: Eukaryota; Viridiplantae; Streptophyta; Magnoliopsida; Solanales; Solanaceae.